Molecule: messenger RNA, 1822 nt
Organism: Astyanax mexicanus (Mexican tetra)
Lineage: Eukaryota; Metazoa; Chordata; Actinopteri; Characiformes; Acestrorhamphidae
Product: cadherin-12-like
Exons: 10
Coding region: 123-1268 (381 amino acids)
Biological process (GO): cell morphogenesis; homophilic cell-cell adhesion; cell-cell junction assembly
Cellular component (GO): adherens junction; plasma membrane; bicellular tight junction
Molecular function (GO): calcium ion binding; cadherin binding
Source: RefSeq, a predicted model, not a curated record
CCAGUUUUAUUUUGCUUGUUAGUGUUCUCUAACUAACAGUUUUUAGGUUUAUUUACACAGUUCCAACUUAAUUUUAUUUAUUUUUUUCCAAACAUUAAUCACACCUUCACUUUCAGUCAGAGAUGAUGAUCCAUCCUGUCCAGAGGGUGAUGGCUUGGACAUUGCUUUGGACAGGGCUUGUGGUCCUGCAGUUUGUCCUCAGUGCGGCUGUAGAUGUUGAGGAGGUCCAUCACAGCUCGGUUCUGCACAGACAUAAACGAGAGUGGAAGUUUAACAUGUACUUCGCUAUGGAGGAGCUGCCAGGAUGGCUGCUUCCACAGAAAAUCGGACAGUUAAUAAACACAGAAGCCGAACAGAAGCCCUACACUGAGUUCCAGAUCUCCGGGGAAGGAGCGAAUGGGCUCUUUAUAGUGAACGAUGCUGGAGAGAUAUUUGUCACAGCACCUUUAGACCGAGAGAAGAAGAGCAGCUACAAACUGAACGCCCAGAUCAGAGACUCCCGCACUAAAGUAAGACUGGAGCCGGACGGUGAGAUUCACAUCAAAGUCCUGGAUAUUAACGACAACAAGCCGAUUUUCUCAGAUAUACCGGUCAGAUCCGUCUACGAGAGAGCAGCAAAAGGUACCGAAGUGCUGACUGUAACUGCCACUGAUGCAGAUGAUCCAAAAACAGCCAAUGGGAAUAUUGUCUAUAAACUGAUGAACGGAACUAACUACUUCAGAAUUUCAAAUCAAACAGGUAAAAUCACAGUUGAGGACAGCCGAUUGGACCGUGAGACUCAGAGUCAGUAUAAGCUCGUAGUUCAGGCCUCAGACAUGUUCGGCAAACCAGGAGGAUUUACGACCACCACCGUCGUGACUGUUAAUAUAAAUGAUAUCAAUGACAACGCGCCUGCUUUCAUUAGAGGGAUCUUCAGAUUUACAGUGAAAGAAGACGUGAAGACGGCGUUUGAAAUCGGGAAACUGACUGUGAAGGACCAGGAUGAGAAGCAGAAUAAAAACCCUAAGUUUACGAUCCAGGGAAAUAACGAUCUGUUCUUCGUGUAUCGGGACGACGAUGGUGACGGAGCUCUCAUAAUCAAAAAGGGUUUGGACUACGAGACCAACCCCUCGUACAGUUUCAUGGUGACGGUGAGCGAGACUGACGUGGUCCAGCCCCCGGACUCUCAGGGGUCUGUGGUGACCUCGGCUCGAGUGUUAGUCUCGGUUGCGGACGUUAACGAACCGCCGUUUUUUACCCAGACUGAGUACAAGUUCCUGAAGGUCUGAACAAGAACAAAAUCGUUGGAUCUGUUUCAGCCAGCGACCCAGACAGGCCUGGUUCCAAAAUAAGUUACGCCAUCAGGAGCCUGAAGUGUCCAUUAGAAAUAAACCAGCAGACUGGUCAGCUCACUGUGAAGGAAAAACUGGACAGAGAGUCUGAGGAGUCUCACAUGUGUGAGGUCACGGCACAGGAAGAGCCUCCAAGCGGACUAAUAUCCUGCGCCAUGGUCAAGCUGAAGGUUCUGGACGUCAACGAUAACGACCCAGUACUGGUCGACGGGAGCAACGUGUACAUCUGUGAGAAAGAUAAAAAAGGAGAGGCAUAAACCAGAAUGGAAACAGAUGCUGCGCACGUGCUGAAAGAUGCAUGAGGAACAAGCUUUUUAAAACCAGCACCAGCAUGAACACAGCUAGCACCACGGGGGGCCACGAGAUGCUGUGAGAGCUUUUUCAGAACAAAAAAAGGAUUUCCUUCUUCUGCAAACACUGAAGCAUGCUCAGCAUAUCAUCAUUGUAUUCAAAACACCCAUAACAUUAAAAAUGAAAAGUCUUUGCACUAA